Messenger RNA from Olea europaea var. sylvestris, 1536 nucleotides. Its product is annotated as delta(12)-fatty-acid desaturase FAD2-like. Gene Ontology annotation, biological process: lipid metabolic process. The record is from RefSeq and is a predicted model, not a curated record. The coding region runs from base 181 to 1332 and encodes 383 amino acids. Lineage: Eukaryota; Viridiplantae; Streptophyta; Magnoliopsida; Lamiales; Oleaceae. The transcript has 2 exons. Gene Ontology annotation, molecular function: oxidoreductase activity, acting on paired donors, with oxidation of a pair of donors resulting in the reduction of molecular oxygen to two molecules of water.
UGCACUGCACCCAAGUGGGUCCCACUGGGGCCUAACUGUGAGCUUGUCUUUUUGGAUGAAAAUGCUUAUAAAUAAAGAGGACUCUCCCCCCGAGAAACCUUGCAACACCAAGGGCCGGCGAAUUGAACGGCGAGCAGAGUGUUCUCCCGAGGUGAAAUUUUCCUUUCAGGUCACUGAACAAUGGGUGCUGGAGGCCGAAUGUCCAUUCCCUCCGAGGGCAAGAAGUCGAAAUCUGAUGUCAUUCAACGAGUUCCACAUUCGAAACCUCAGUUCUCACUUGGCGACAUCAAGAAAGCCAUCCCGCCCCAUUGUUUCCAGCGAUCCGUUCUCCGUUCUUUCUCCUAUGUUGUUUAUGACCUAACGAUCGCCUCUCUCUUGUGCUAUGUUGCUUCCACUUAUAUCCAGUUCCUCCCUAAUCCUUUGUCCUAUUUCGGCUGGUUACUUUACUGGAUAUGCCAAGGUUGUGUACUAACUGGUGUUUGGGUCGUUGCCCAUGAAUGUGGUCACCAUGCCUUCAGUGACUACCAGUGGCUAGACGACACCGUUGGCCUAAUCCUACAUUCUUCUCUCCUUGUACCGUACUUCUCAUGGAAAUACAGUCAUCGCCGCCACCACUCGAACACGGGCUCCCUUGAGCGGGAUGAAGUUUUUGUACCCAGAGUCAAAUCAGGAAUCCGAUGGAUUUCUAAGAAUCUUAACAAUCCACCAGGCAGAGUUCUCUUACUCGUCUUCCAACUUACUCUUGGCUGGCCUUUAUAUUUAAUGUUCAAUGUUUCGGGGAGACAUUACGACCGGUUUGCAUGCCACUACAACCCCCACAGUCCAAUGUACUCGGAUCGAGAACGUGCUCAAAUCCUAAUUUCUGAUGCUGGCGUUCUUGCUGUAACUUGUGGGCUUUACCGUCUCACAGCGGCCAAAGGACUCGCUUGGGUAUUCUGUGUGUAUGGUGGUCCAUUGCUCGUGGUGAAUGGAUUCCUUGUGUUGAUAACAUAUUUGCAGCAUACACAUCCCUCCCUGCCUCACUAUGACUCAUCCGAGUGGGAUUGGUUAAGGGGAGCGUUAGCCACAGUCGAUAGAGACUGGGGAAUUCUGAACAGGGUAUUCCAUAACAUAACUGAUACUCAUGUUUCACACCAUUUAUUUUCCACCAUGCCACAUUAUCAUGCAAUGGAGGCAACAAAGGCAAUUAAGCCGAUAUUAGGGAAUUACUAUCAAUUCGACGGGACACCAAUUUUUAAGGCCAUGUGGAGAGAAGCGAAGGAAUGUAUUUAUGUUGAGCGAGAUGAAGGUGAUCAGAACAAAGGCGUCUUCUGGUACAAUAACACGCUUUAGCUUUUGAUGAAGAUAUAGCGGCCCGAAUUUCUGGUUUGUUCUUAGUCGAGAUUUUGCUUCCCUUUCUUGGUUAUUUUAGGUUGGUUUGACUGCUUUGUACUGUACCACUAUUUUUUAUUUUCUAGAUUGAAUAUUUUUUGGAUUGAAACUGGUUGUUGAAGGAUCAAAUGAGUUGAAUUAAUUUCAGUGUUUGCAUUACAUUCC